Molecule: messenger RNA, 2036 nt
Organism: Bombyx mori (domestic silkworm)
Lineage: Eukaryota; Metazoa; Arthropoda; Insecta; Lepidoptera; Bombycidae
Product: major royal jelly protein 1-like
Exons: 9
Coding region: 41-1393 (450 amino acids)
Cellular component (GO): extracellular region
Source: RefSeq, a predicted model, not a curated record
CAGUCUCAAGAAUCAGUAACGUCGGUCAAGACGUGUGUCAAUGAAAAUGUUUAUUUAUUUUUUUAUUAAUUCAAUACUUUUAAUCAAUGGAAUUGAUUGUAUCCGUAAUCAAUAUGAACGUACAAACUAUUGGAGACUAUUUGGAUAUGAUAUUGACGGUGUCAAAUAUACGACUGAUUCAGAUUACGAACAAUCAGUAGGUUCGAUACAGUUCGAAAAUGAAGUCGUAGAGGACAAUGAAAAAUUUCUUAUACAAAAAAACUUAGUUCCUUACAGCACAGUCUAUUUAUUUUUGAGCCAAGUCGUGAGUAUGCCCAGGACUAGACCAGGUAUACCUUUCACUUUAAAUAUUAUGGAUAUUUGGAAUUAUGGAAAAGAUAAUUACAGUCCACUCCUCAGUCCUUUUCCGAAUACUCUGGAAGCGAAGAAUAUAAUUUCAGUGUAUGACAUAUUCAGGGAUGGAUGCAGGAGACUCUGGAUGGUCGAUACAGGGUUCAUUGAUAUUCCUGGUGUCAGAAAACAAGUUCAACCACCGACAGUGCUCAUAAUAAGUGGACAUCGACACGUGAUCUAUCAAAAAAUACGCAUAGAUCCAGAAGUACUUCAUAAUGGGGUAACAUCAGGCCUUAGAACCAUCGCCAUAGACUACAUCUUACCUUGUUCGGAGACCUUUAUGUAUAUAAAUGAUGACAGCAGUAACGCUGUUAUCGUCUUUUCGCUGAGGAACAAGAGCUUUCAGAGGAUCGUCAGAUCGAAUGCAAAGGACGAAGCGUGGAGCUUUCCUGUACCAAAAUCAAUUGUAAAUUACAUGACGAACGUGGUCAGGUACCGGCAGCCCCCGAACGAGACGUUUAUACAGUACUCAGAUUUACUGAAAACAACAAUUGCCGAUCGGGAGAAGUUACGCUCUGAUGCGGAACUAAGCGAACCCAAAGCCAAUCCCCGAGGGGUGUUGUAUGAAAGAAAUGUAGACAGCAACGUUUUAUUUUUCACAAACGAAGAACGCACGCUUCUAUUUUGUUGGAACGCGGACACACCCAUGGUAGAAGAGAAUGUAGCAUUGCUCACCGACAUAUCGUCGAACAACGAUUUUUAUAUAUCCGGAAUGGAAACUUCCGGAUAUGUCUUUAAAUUCCUGGUCAACAGGAUACGGAAUAUCGAUAAUAAUAUUUAUAAUGAACAAGCAAUCAAUUUCGCUAAUUAUGAGGCCCUAGUUCUCGAAAUGCUGCAGAAUACAACGUGCUCCGCAAGAACUGAGUGUUCCAACUUCCUCGACCAGUGGAACAAGGAAAGCUCAAAUUAUGUCAUAGGUGACAUCAAAUAUUACGCUAAAUACAUAACGGAUGAAUUCAAAUCAGAUUGGAAGAGAGACGUAGAGGCUAUUUGGGACUAAUUGUAAUUUAAUUUAGUAGUUAUAUAAUAGAUAAUUUGGGAAAGUUAUUAAAAACAUAAUAUUGCAAACGAACUAGAACUGUAAUGUUCAGAUUUUAUGUCAAUAUCUCGCAAGCUAAAUCCUACCUAUAUAUCGGCUGUGAAAUAUCAAAACCCAGUAUCUGCAUAAAACUAAAUUUUACAGGAGAGCCGAAAAACAAUUUCAUAUCUUUGACAGCGUGCCGUUUCAAUAAUAUUAGUCGUACCUUCUUGAGAGUGAUUGCAAAAUUUGAGGUGCAUAACAGGCUUUAUAAAAAAGUAGAUUUCAUGCGUCUAUCACAAAAGAUGUGCGUAGAGGAGCAGUUACUAAUAAAAAGAUUGUUUUCUUAGAUCAAACUUUUUGAGUGUGACAAUUUCAAAACCUAGUAAGAUCACUUGCUUUGUUUUCAUCUAAUUCUAAAAUAUAAUGAGUGGGGAUAAACGCAAAUUAAUAGACUUAGUAAGAUCACUUGCUUUGUUUUCAUUUAGGUCUGAAUUUACUGAGUAGGAACUAAAUGCAAUUUUUUAAACAUAGUAAGAAAAAACAGAAUAAAACAACAUAAAUAUGGGCAGAAAUAAGCAGUUUUAAUGAAAAAGAAAAAAAAAACACAUAAUCGGAAACCAAA